Messenger RNA from Cicer arietinum (chickpea), 1357 nucleotides. RefSeq lists its product as uncharacterized. NCBI's taxonomy places the organism in Eukaryota, Viridiplantae, Streptophyta, Magnoliopsida, Fabales, Fabaceae. The record is from RefSeq and is a predicted model, not a curated record.
CCCAACACCCCAUACCAUACCUCACCUUCACCAAAAUUCACUUCUUCUUUUUUAAUAUAAAAAAUAUAAAAUAAAAUAAAAAAACAAGAUCAAGAAAACCACAUCCACAUUCACAUUCACUUCACUCUCUCUCACACAAACACCAUGAAACUAACACUCUCUCCUAAAUCACCAUGCUGUUUGAAAACCCUUCUUCUGAUCUUCACCACUCUUUCAUUUCCUUCUUAUCUUUCUCUCCCUAUUCCUGAUGCAGCAACAGUUCAACAACUCACACCAAAUCCAUCUUCACAAGGAACAAUCCCUGCAUUUCCAGAACAAGCUGAUGUUUCAAGGUGCCCUUUGAAUCUCUCAGAUGAACACUUCAAUGCAAUAAAAAACUCAUGCAGUUCCAAAUCUAACAAAAAUCAUGCUUCUGAUAAUAACAAUGAGCUUCAUCGUAGUCGUUGUUGUCCUGUUCUUGCUGCUUGGCUUUAUUCUGCUUAUUCCGCAACUGCCCUUGGAACUGUCACUAGUAGUAGACACACUACUUCCUAUGAUAUGCCUUUGUUGCCUGAUGAUUCUGAAACAUGUGAGGGUAAUUUGGGAAAAGCAUUGAAACUUAGAGGGAUUGAACUUUUUCAACCUAAUGAGACUUGUGAUGUGGUUUAUUGUUAUUGUGGUAUUAGACUUCACCCUUUGAGCUGUGCUGAAUCUUUUAAACUUACUAAAAGUGGAAAUCUUGUUGGAGAUGAAAAUGUGAAAAUGUUGGAGAGAAAUUGUUUGAGUAGUAGUAGCAAUGGUGUUAAUGGAUUUCCUGGUUUAGGAGGUUGCUCUAAGUGCUUGCAUAGCCUCUAUUUGCUUAGAAAGAAGACUUCAAAUUCAAGCAAAACAUUAGAUAGAACAACCAAGAUUCAUAACAAAGAUUGUGAACUAAUGGGGUUGACAUGGCUUUUGGCUAAGAAUAGGACAGCUUAUAUUCACACAGUUUCUUUGGUUCUUCGUGCAUUGAUGUUGAACUCUGAUGGCUCUGAUCCACAAUCAUGCACUCUCAAUAGUGAUGGAAUGCCUCUAGCUGUUGAUUCCUCUGAAAUGUUUGAUCAAUCUUCAUCAAUCAACCUUCAACCACCAAUCUUUCUUUCUUUGUUAUUUCUAUAUUUUGUUCUAGUUAUUAUGAAUUUCAUUCUAUUAUCCACUUAACUCAAAUGAGAACAAAAAAAUUGAUUUCAUCUUAGCAUUUGUAAAUUUGAAUCUUAGCUUUGGUGCCUUAUUACUAGGAAUGUAAUAUUUAUUAGUGUGCGCUUGGUUUCCCCGUAGCAACAAUCAAAAGAGAUUCUAGACACAUAAAAUUGAUUUUGAGAUUUGAGUUAUGUGAUUGAAA